Molecule: messenger RNA, 648 nt
Organism: Penicillium lagena
Lineage: Eukaryota; Fungi; Ascomycota; Eurotiomycetes; Eurotiales; Aspergillaceae
Product: 40S ribosomal protein eS6
Exons: 6
Coding region: 1-648 (215 amino acids)
Biological process (GO): translation
Cellular component (GO): ribosome
Molecular function (GO): structural constituent of ribosome
Source: RefSeq, a predicted model, not a curated record
AUGAAGCUUAACAUCUCCUACCCGGCCAAUGGGUCUCAGAAAAUCAUCGAGGUCGACGAUGAGCGCAAGCUCCGUCCCUUCAUGGAGAAGCGCAUGGGCACCGAAGUUGUCGGUGACUCGCUCGGCGAUGAGUUCAAGGGCUACCUGUUCAAGAUUACCGGUGGUAACGACAAGCAAGGUUUCCCCAUGAAGCAGGGUGUCCUCCUCCCCACCCGUACCCGUCUGCUUCUCGCCGACGGCCACAGCUGCUACCGCCCCCGCCGCACCGGUGAGCGCAAGCGCAAGUCCGUCCGCGGUGGCAUCACCGGCCAGGACCUUUCCGUCCUGGCUCUGGCCAUCGUCAAGCAGGGCGAGGGCGAGCUCCCCGGCCUGACCGACACCGUCGACGACGUCCGCCAGUUCGUCAUCCGCCGCACUGUCUCCAAGGAGGGCAAGAAGGACUACACCAAGGCCCCCAACAUCCAGCGUCUGGUCACUCCCCAGCGCCUGCAGCGCAAGCGUCACAGGAUCGCCAUCAAGCGCCGCCGCGCUGAGGCUGCCCGCGAGGCUGCUAACGACUACGCCAAGCUCCUGGCCAACCGUGUCCACGAGGAGAAGGCUAAGCGUGACGAGCUCCGCAAGCGGAGGGCGUCCUCGAUGCGCAAGUAA